Asparagus officinalis (garden asparagus) is the source of this 1278-nucleotide messenger RNA. RefSeq names its product ricin B-like lectin R40C1. NCBI's taxonomy places the organism in Eukaryota, Viridiplantae, Streptophyta, Magnoliopsida, Asparagales, Asparagaceae. Bases 58 to 1080 code for a protein of 340 amino acids. The transcript has 8 exons. The record is from RefSeq and is a predicted model, not a curated record.
AAGUGGGAGGCAUCAAAAACAAGUUCCAAUCUUGAAUUUUUGUUGUUGAGAUCAAAAAUGAGUUUGUUUGGUCACCACCACCACCACCACAACCAAGAUGCUCCUGCUGCUGUUCCUCCUCAGCAUCACCCAGUGAGGAUUUACACCAAGGCCGCUGAGAACUACUCCCUCACCAUCAGGAACGGGGAGGUCGUGUUGGCCCCUGCUAAUCCUAGAGAUGAGUACCAGCACUGGAUCAAGGAAUUGAGGACCAGCACAACUGUGAAGGAUGAAGAGGGGUUUCCUAGCUUUGCUUUGGUUAACAAAGCCACUGGCCAAGCCAUCAAGCACUCUGUUGGAGCACAUAACCCUGUUCGGUUGGUUCCUUACAAUCCUGACUACCUCGAUGAGUCCGUUCUUUGGAGUGAGAGCAAAGAUUUGGGUGAUGGCUUCCGCUGUAUAAGAAUGGUGAACAACAUUCGCUUGAACUUUGAUGCUUUCCAUGGGGAUGAGGACCAUGGUGGAGUUCAUGAUGGAACACCUGUGCACCUCUACGAGUGGUUCAAGGGAAAGAACCAAAGGUGGAAGAUUGCUCCCUAUGGGAAUGAAAUAGCCGGUAAUAUGCCACCAACAAGGAACCCAACGGUGAGAGUAUACACUAAAGCAGCCGAGGAUUACUCACUCACGGUUAGGAAUGGGGAUGUUGUUCUCGCGCCGGCUAAUGCUAGAGAUGAGUAUCAGCAUUGGUACAAAGACAUGAGGUACGGUAACACUGUGAAGGAUGAAGAAGGUUUUCCAGGUUUUGCUCUCAUCAACAAAGUCACUGGUCAAGCUCUGAAGCACUCCUUGGGAGCACACCAGCCUGUUCGCUUGGUUCCAUAUAAUCCUGACUACCUUGACGAGUCAGUCCUUUGGAGCGAGAGCAAGGACUUGGGCGAUGGCUUCCGUUGCAUUAGGAUGGUGAACAAUAUUCGCCUGAACUUGGAUGCUUUCCAUGGCGAUGAGGAUCAUGGCGGAGUUCAGGAUGGAACUCCUAUUCACCUUUACGAGUUUUUCAAGAAAGGAAAGAACCAGAGGUGGAAGAUCGUUCCCUACUACUGAUGAAUGUGAUGCUGCGGCCACCUACCUGCAAUGAACCAGUGAUUAUGCUACUCUGUGAAAAUAAGUUGUGCCUUUGGUUGGAUGUCUUUAUGUGGAAUUUGUGAUGGCACAAACAAUUGCUAUGGAACUUUAAUGUAUGUCUUAUGUUGAAUAUGAUUGUGGGAGAUCUAUUAUGAUGUGUCCUCUCUGUUUCUUUCU